AUGAAGGUGUCUCCCAUGCUUUCAUUCAAAGAGUGGCAGGGGAUCCUGCUCAUGGCCUCCCUUGUAACAUGCUGGCACCUGUCUACCACUACCUAUGUCAAGAUCGAAAUAGUGCCACGCAAAGUGUUUGAGGGAGAAAAUGUCCUUCUACUGGCUAAAAAUCUGCCAAAGAAUCUUAAAUCCUUUGUCUGGUUCAAAGGGAAGGUAGAAAAGAGCCAUCAGAUUGCACUGUAUGCAGUGAAUGCUGAAGAAACUGUGACAGGGCCUGAAUACAGUGGCAGAGAGACAAUCUACAGUGAUGGAUCUUUGCAGAUCCGGAAGGUCACCCAGAAGGACAUAGGAUUCUAUAUUCUACAAACGUAUAAUAGGCAAGAAAAAAUUGUAUCAACAUCACCCAUAUACCUCUACGUGUACAAUUACAUUUUGACACUUGGAUGUCCUCUCGCCUCUGUCCAUCCCAGCAUUGAAUUAGUGCCUCCCUAUGUUGCUAAAGGAGAAAAUGUCCUUCUACGCGUUCACAAUCCCCCAGAGAAGAUUCAAGAAAUUUUCUGGUACAGAGGGGUAUUUGUGUUGAGUUACAAAGAGGUUUCUCGAUACAUAAUAGCCAAGAAUUCAAGUGUGGAUGGACCUGCACACAGUGGUAGAGAGACCAUGUACAGCAAUGGAUCCUUGCUAAUCCACAAUGCUACCGGGAAUGACACUGGAUACUAUACCCUACGAACUCUGAGUACAGAUGUGAAAGAUGAAGUAGUGCAUGUACAACUCCUGGUGGGUGCCUCCUUUUUGCCCUGUGGACGCUCUCCCACCUCUACUCACUUCAGCAUUGAAUCAGUGCCACCCAGUGUUGCUGAAGGGGGAAGUGUUCUUCUACUUGUUCACAAUCUUCCAAGGAAUCUUGAAAUGCUUUUCUGGUACAAAGGGGUGGCAAUGAUCAAGAACCAAGAGGUUUCUCGGUAUGUAAUAGCCAAUAAUUCAAGUGUGGAGGGACCUUCACACAGUGGUAGAGAGACAUUGUACAGCAAUGGAUCCCUGCUGAUCCACACUGUCACCAAGACUGACACUGGAUUCUACACCCUGCGCACUCUGGGCACAGAUCUGAAAGAGCAAAUGAGGCAUGUGCAACUCCAUGUGGAUGCCUCGCUUUCUACUUGCUGUAACCCUCUCACCUCUGCCCCACUUGUGAUCAAUCAAGUGCCACAGAGUGUUGCUAAAGGGGAAAGCGUUCUUCUCCAAGUUCAUAACCUGCCACAAGAUCUGCAUGCAUUUUCAUGGUACAAAUCUGCAUAUAGAAGCCAGCUUUUAAAGAUUGUACUAUACACCUCAUCCAUGAAUUCCAUCAUGAGGGGCCCUGCACACAGCAGAAGAAUGACAGUAUAUGCCAACGGAUCCCUGCUCUUCCAGAAUGUCACUGAGAAUGAUGCAGGAUUCUACACACUAGAAACUGUAAACAGAGGGUUCAAUGUUACAACAACACAUGCACAACUUCAUAUAAACUGCAUUUACCCUUCCACCACUGGUCAGCUCAUUAUAGAACCUGUGCCUCUCAACAUUGUUGAUGGGAGCAACGCUCUCCUGCUUGCUCAUAAUAUGCCAGAGAAACUUCAUGCCUUUUACUGGUACAAAGGAGAAACCUUUCUCUACAAACAUGAAAGUUCACGCCAUGAAGUAACCAUGAGUAGAAGUAUGCUUGGGCCUGCAUACAGCGGUAAAGAGACAGUGUAUCCCAAUGGAUCACUGCUACUGCACAAUGUCACCCAGGAAGACAUUGGAUUCUACACCCUAGUAAUUAUAAAUAUGCAAUUAUACAUUCAGGAGACAGACGUGGAGCUCCACAUAUACAAGCCUGUGACACAACCCUUUAUUCAGGUCACCAACACCACAGUCAGAGUACAGAGUUCUGUCAUCCUCACUUGUGUCUCACCCGACACUGGAAUCUCGAUCCAUUGGUUCUUCAAAGACCAGAAUCUACAACUCACAGAGAGAAUGAAGCUGUCCCCGACAAAGUGCCAGCUCACCAUAGAUCCUGUGAGGAUGGAGGAUGCUGGAGAGUAUCAGUGUGAGGCCUCCAACCCAGUCAGUUUUAUGACCAGUUUCCGAGUCACCCUGGAUGUUGUGAAUGGGUGA
Acomys russatus (golden spiny mouse) is the source of this 2124-nucleotide messenger RNA. RefSeq names its product carcinoembryonic antigen-related cell adhesion molecule 3-like. The record is from RefSeq and is a predicted model, not a curated record. Bases 1 to 2124 code for a protein of 707 amino acids. Gene Ontology annotation, biological process: T cell activation. NCBI's taxonomy places the organism in Eukaryota, Metazoa, Chordata, Mammalia, Rodentia, Muridae. The transcript has 7 exons. Gene Ontology annotation, cellular component: external side of plasma membrane.